GGUAGGAAAAAAUUAUUUCUUCCGAAGCAGGCAGGAGAAAAGGGUUUAAUUUGAUGAAAAAUCAUCAUAAUUAGGCCUAACGCCAUGAGAUACAGCGACCAAGAACUUCUUACUCUUGCUUGUUCACCACCAGACGUCGAAGGGAGGCUCUGGUACAGACAACAACGGCGUCGUCGAGAAAGUUACAGGGAAAGAUUGUUCCGACUGAAGUCAAACUUCCUCUUCUACUUCAGAAUUCAUGAAACAAGCAGAACACUUGAUCCACUUGGAGCUUUGCUGUUAGAACGAUGUACUAUAAGAGAGGAGCCUAUGGACCAUGGCCGCUAUGUCUUCUCAUUAGAGUACCAGGAGGAGAGAGAUCACAAACAUUACUUCGCCGUUUCAUCAUCAGGCGAAUACAGAAGAUGGAUCGAUGCCAUCAAAACAUCAAGUUAUGAGAGGCUGAAAUCAACAUUCUUGCUCCUUCAAAGAGAAAUAGUUAGAGUAAAGGAUGUGAAAAAGCAUAAGGAUGCUUCUCCAAAGCCAGUCAGACGUGCCCCACCCCGACCAUCCCAUCCUCCUGCUGGUAGAUCACAUGUUAAACUAACCAAGGAAACAACAGAAAUACCCCAAGUGAAGAAAGAAAUGGAAGUUGGAGGGGCCCUAGUGGAUAUUACUUGACA
Messenger RNA from Lytechinus variegatus (green sea urchin), 662 nucleotides. Its product is annotated as pleckstrin homology domain-containing family J member 1-like. NCBI's taxonomy places the organism in Eukaryota, Metazoa, Echinodermata, Echinoidea, Temnopleuroida, Toxopneustidae. Bases 85 to 660 code for a protein of 191 amino acids. The transcript has 7 exons. Gene Ontology annotation, biological process: endosome organization; retrograde transport, endosome to Golgi; receptor recycling. Gene Ontology annotation, cellular component: trans-Golgi network; recycling endosome; early endosome. The record is from RefSeq and is a predicted model, not a curated record.